Lactuca sativa (garden lettuce) is the source of this 1799-nucleotide messenger RNA. RefSeq names its product aspartic proteinase. The record is from RefSeq and is a predicted model, not a curated record. Gene Ontology annotation, molecular function: aspartic-type endopeptidase activity. Gene Ontology annotation, biological process: lipid metabolic process; proteolysis. NCBI's taxonomy places the organism in Eukaryota, Viridiplantae, Streptophyta, Magnoliopsida, Asterales, Asteraceae.
GUAUCGUACCACCUCUCACCAGCUACCCCUUCACUGCUCUUCUCUCUGAUAUUUUUGUGGACACUGUUUUGACUAUGGGGAAUCGAUAUCUUUGUUUGGCUUUAUGUUUAUGUGCUUUGAUACCCUCUAUGCUUGAUGCUGCUUCCGAUGGGUUACUGAGAAUCAACAUGAAGAAACGACCUUUGGAUGUUAAUAGCAUCAAGGCUGCUAGAAAAGAAAGCAAAUAUGUUAAUGGUCUUAAGAACACGCCACAUGGUUUAAGUGAUGGUAAUGAGGAUGUUGUCCCUCUAGUCAACUACUUGGAUGCCCAAUACUAUGGCGAGAUCAGUAUUGGUUCUCCACCUCAGACAUUCACUGUCAUAUUUGAUACUGGCAGUUCCAAUCUCUGGGUUCCAUCAUCCAAGUGCAUAUUUUCUAUUGCUUGCUACUUCCACAACCGGUUUAAGGGAACAAAGUCAAGCACUUACACAAAAAUUGGGGACAAUUUGCAAAUAAACUAUGGAUCCGGAUCAAUUUCUGGAUUUUCCAGUAAAGACACUGUUCAAGUUGGUGAUAUUUGUGUCGAAGAUCAAGAUUUCAUUGAAGUUACUAAAGAAGGGAGUCUUGCAUUUGUAAUUGGAAAAUUUGAUGGGAUUUUUGGACUUGGGUUCAAGGAAAUUUCAGUUGGAGACUUGCAGCCAGUCUGGUACAAUAUGGUUGAACAAGGCCUAGUAAAAGAACAGGUAUUCUCUUUUUGGCUAAACAGAAAUGAAGCUGAUGAAGAAGGAGGUGAACUUGUCUUUGGUGGUGUUGAUCCCAAACACUUCAUAGGGGAACACUCAUACGUACCUGUGACUAGAAAGGGUUACUGGCAGUUCAAUAUGGGAGAUUUCCUUAUUGGAAACCAAUCUACAGGAUUCUGUGAGGGUGGUUGUGCUGCUAUUGUGGAUUCUGGAACAUCCUUGCUUGCUGGUCCAACUGCUGUUGUAACGGAGAUUAACUAUGCAAUUGGGGGUGAAGGAGUACUCAGCAGUGAAUGCAAAACACUUGUGACUGAAUAUGGAGAUAUGAUCUGGGAUCUCCUUGUUUCUGGGGUAACACCUGGAAAAGUUUGUUCAGAGGCUGGUUUAUGUUUCUCUGAUGGACGUCAGUCUGUGAGUUCAAAUAUUGAAACAGUGGUUGGGAAAGAGAAUGAUGGACUUGGGGAUACAGUGUUAUGUGAAGCUUGUGAAAUGGCUGUUGUUUGGAUGCAAAACCAGCUCAGACAAUCAGCAACCAAGGAAGCCGUGCUAAGCUAUGUGAAUAAGCUUUGUGAGAGCAUACCAAGCCCAGCUGGAGAAUCAGUAAUCGAUUGCACUACCCUCCAUAAGAUGCCAAAUGUUUCAUUCACCAUUGGGGAAAAACUCUAUACCCUCACUCCAGAACAGUAUAUUCUGAAAACCGGAGAAGGUGCGGCUACUGUUUGCAUCAGUGGUUUUAUGGCAUUGGAUAUGCCACCUCCAACAGGCCCUCUUUGGAUUUUGGGAGAUGUGUUCAUGGGUGUUUACCACACUGUGUUUGACUAUGGAAAUCUGCAGUUGGGAUUUGCUAAAUCAGCAUAAUUUACUGUCUGAGUAGCUUGGAAAAAAAAACUUUAAGCCUCUCAUGUAAAUAUAUAAUAUGAUGGAUGUAUCGUAUACUUAAAUAUUUUUACUGUGGUAACGAAUACGUUAGGAGGAGGGGUUGUAUUGUAUGAUGUUAUUUCUCGCUCAUUUGCGACCCUUGAUGGUUGCAUAUGAUAUGGGUAAGUUAUUAUCUAAAACUGAACUUGAGAAAAACAA